GCUCCCGCCUCUGCCGGGGACUGAGCAGCUGGGACCCGCCGCCCCGCGCCCAGCUGAGUCCUGGGCGAAGGGCCGCUCGCCUCCAGUCCCCCUCGGACCAGCCUCUCCCAGGCUGCCGGGCGGGCAGGAUCCGGGGCUGUGGGACUACCAACGCUGGCUCCGGGAAGGCUGAGCACAGCUGGAGCCCGGCCGAGAGCUGCCGGAGCCUCUGGCCCAGGCCCUGACCGGUGUGGACAGCAGGGGUGGCUCUGGCCCUUGGUUGUUCCUCCGUCUCCCGCCGAGUCCAAUUUUGGGAUUUCUGCUCCAGGAGAAUUCUGCACACCCAUUAUGAGCCUCAAGGGCUGUGGACGGGGCCUGGUGCUUCCCCCUGCCUGGCUGUGACAGGAGCUGAGCUUUGAGAAUAGAGCGGCUGUCAACUGCCCCAGGGGUCCAAGAAUGGAGAGUGUGGCACGGAAGAGGCCCAAGGGCGCCCCGUGAGAACCCCCACACCACAAGAGUGGGGGCUGAGGAGCCUGGGUCAUGCCUCCACUGCUGCUGGAGCGGGACCGCCGGCAGCGGCGCGGGGUCUCCGUCCUGGUGCGGUAUUUCAUGAUCCCCUGUAACGUCUGCUUGAUCCUCCUGGCCACGGCCACGCUUGGCUUCGCGGUGCUACUCUUCCUCAACAACUACAAACCUGGGACCCACUUCACACCAGUGCCCCCAACACCUCCAGAUGCGUGCCGAGGAAUGCUGUGUGGCUUCGGCGCCGUCUGCGAGCCCAGCGCAGACGAGCCGGGCCGAGCCUCCUGCGUGUGCAAGAAGAGCGCCUGCCCCAGCGUGGUGGCACCCGUGUGCGGCUCGGAUGCCUCCACCUACAGCAACGAGUGUGAGCUGCAGCGGGCGCAGUGCAGCCAGCAGAGGCGCAUCCGCCUGCUGCGCCGCGGGCCCUGCGGGACCCGGGACCCCUGCUCCAAUGUCACCUGCAGCUUUGGCAGCACCUGUGUGCCCUCUGCGGAUGGACUGACAGCCACGUGCCUGUGCCCUGCCACGUGCCUGGGGGCCCCGAAAGGCCCUGUGUGCGGCAGUGACGGCAGUGACUACCUCAGCGAGUGCCAGCUCUUGCGCCAAGCCUGUGCCCACCAAGAGAACGUCUUCAAGAAGUUCGAUGGUCCUUGCGACCCCUGCCAGGGCUCCCUCAGUGACCUGAGCCGUACCUGCCGUGUGAACCCGCGCACGCGGCAGCCGGAGAUGCUCCUGCGACCAGAGAGCUGCCCUCCGCGUAGGACACCUGUGUGUGGGGACGAUGGGGUUACCUACGAUAAUGACUGCGUCAUGGGCCGAACAGGGGCUGCUCGAGGCCUCCUCCUCCAGAAAGUGCGCUCUGGCCAGUGCCAACCUCGAGACCAGUGCCUGGAGCCGUGCAGAUUCAAUGCUGUCUGCCUAUCCCGCCGAGGCCGCCCCCGCUGUUCCUGCGACCGCGUCGUCUGUGACGGGGCCUACAGACCCGUAUGUGCCCAUGAUGGGCACACGUAUGACAAUGACUGCUGGCGCCAGCAGGCCGAGUGUCAGCAGCAGCGUAGCAUCCCUGCGAAGCACCAGGGCCUGUGUGACCAGCCCCCAUCCCCAUGCCGCGGGGUGCAGUGUCCAUUUGGGGCGACAUGUGCUGUGAAGAAUGGGGAAGCUGAGUGUGCGUGUCGGCAGGCGUGUUCAGGCGUCUAUGACCCUGUGUGUGGCAGUGAUGGCAUCACAUAUGGCAGUGCGUGUGAACUGGAAGCUACAGCCUGUGCCCUUGGGCGGGAGAUCCGAGUGGCUCGCCGAGGACCCUGUGACCGCUGUGGGCAGUGCCGCUUUGGAGCCCUGUGUGAAGCUGAGACCGGGCGCUGUGUGUGCCCCUCUGAAUGCGUGGCCUCAGCCCAGCCUGUGUGUGGCUCUGAUGGGCACACGUAUGCCAGUGAAUGUGAACUACACGUCCAUGCCUGCACACACCAGAUCAGUCUGCAUGUGGCCUCGGCUGGUCCCUGCCAGACCUGUGGAGACACAGUGUGCGCCUUUGGGGCUGUGUGCUCGGCUGGGCGGUGUGUAUGUCCCCGGUGUGAGCGCCCUCCGCCUGGCCCCGUGUGUGGCAGCGAUGGCGUGACCUACGGCAGUUCAUGCGAGCUCCGGGAGGCUGCCUGUCAGCAGCAGACACAGAUCGAGGAGGCCCGGGCUGGGCCGUGUGAGCAGGCCGAGUGCGGCUCCGGAGGCUCAGGCUCAGGAGAGGACGGUGAGUGUGAGCCUGAGCUGUGCCGGCAGCGAGGUGGCAUCUGGGAUGAGGACUCGGAGGAUGGGCCGUGCGUCUGUGGCUUCAGCUGCCAGGGCGUGCUGAGGAGCCCGGUGUGCGGCUCGGAUGGAGUCACCUAUCACACGGAGUGUGAGCUGAGGAAGGCCAGGUGUGAAUCAUGGCCAGAGCUGCAUGUCGUGGCCCAGGGAGCCUGCCGUGGCCUCAGUUUGGCCCCGUUGCCACCUGCGAUUCCCCUGCACUGUGCUCAGACCCCCUACGGUUGCUGCCAGGACAACAUCACUGUUGCCAGGGGUGUGGGCCUGGCUGGCUGCCCCAGCUCAUGCCAGUGUAACCCCCACGGCUCCUACAGUGGCACCUGUGACCCAGUCACAGGCCAGUGCUCCUGCCGCCCGGGCGUGGGGGGCCUCAAGUGUGACCGCUGUGAACCUGGCUUCUGGAACUUCCGUGGUAUCGUCACUGAUGGCCGGAGCGGCUGUACCCCCUGCAGCUGUGACCCCCAGGGCGCUGUGCGGGACGACUGUGAGCAGAUGACUGGGCUCUGUUCCUGUAAGCCUGGGGUGGCCGGGCCUAAAUGUGGGCAGUGUCCAGAUGGCCGUGCCCUGGGCCCUGCUGGCUGUGAAACAGACUCUUCGCCACCCACGACCUGUGCUGAGAUGCUUUGUGAGUUUGGGGCAUCCUGUGUGGAGGAGGCUGGCUCUGCCCACUGCGUGUGCCCAACACCCACCUGUCCAGGGGCUGAUGCUACCAAGGUCUGCGGGUCAGAUGGAGUCACUUAUGGUAAUGAGUGCCAGCUGAGGACCAUUGCCUGCCGCCAGGGCUUGGAGAUCUCUAUCCAGAGCUUCGGCCCCUGUCAGGAAGGCAUCACUUCUGGUCCCCGUCUGACAUCCGCAUCUGUGGCCCCCUCAGCACUUGACCUGAACAAGGCACCAUUGCCGCCCCCCAGCGCCUUGCCCCUGGCUCCUAGCAGUACCCGCCACAGCCAGCCCCCUUCUCGAGCCUCAUCACAACCUUGGACCAUGGCCAGCAUCCCCAGGACCACUGCAAGGCCAGUGCUGACCAUGCCUCCCAUGGCCCCCUCCCCGGCAGCCAGCCUCGUCACCUCUGCCUUUGGUGAAUCUGGCAGCGCUGAUGGGAGCGGUGACGAGGAGCUGAGCGGUGACUUGGAGGCCAGUGGGGCUGGCUCAGGAGGACUUGAGUCCCCGGAAAGAGACAGUGCUGGGACCCCUGGGCCACCCAUGGAAAGGGCGUCCUGCUACAACUCGCCUAUGGGCUGCUGCUCAGAUGGCAAGACACCCUCCCUGGAUGCAGAGGGCUCUAACUGUCCUGCCACCAAGGCGUUCCAGGGUGUGCUGGAGCUUGAGGGGGUCGAGGGGCAAGAACUGUUCUACACGCCGGAGAUGGCGGACCCCAAGUCUGAGCUGUUUGGGGAGACUGCCAGGAGUAUUGAGAGCGCACUGGAUGACCUCUUCCGGAACUCGGACGUUAAGAAGGACUUCCGAAGUGUCCGCCUACGGGACUUGGGGCCAGGCAGCUCGGUCCGGGCCAUUGUGGAAGUACACUUUGACCCCACCACAGCCUUCAGGGCGUCCGACGUGGGCCGGGCCCUGCUCCGGCAGCUCCAGGUGUCCAGGCGCAGGUCCCUGGGCGUGAGGCGGCCUCUGCAGGAACACGUGCGGUUCAUGGACUUCGACUGGUUUCCUGCAUUCUUCACGGGAGCCACCCCGGCUGCAGCCACAGCCAGAGCCACCACGGUGGCCCGCCUGCCACCUUCAGCUGCAACCCCUCGGGCCCACUAUCCCAGUCACACAAGCCGGCCCGUCAGCAGGACCACACCUCCCCCAACCACGCGCCAGCCCCCCACCACUGCCCCUAGUCGUGUGCCUGGACGCCGUCCCCUGCCCCCAGGCACCCAGCAGCCCCGAAGGCCCUGUGACUCCCAGCCCUGCCUCCAUGGGGGGACCUGCCAGGACCAGGGCUCGGGCGCAGACUUCACUUGCAGCUGCCCAGCAGGCACGGGGGGUGCCGUCUGUGAGAAGGCCCUGCACCCCUCCGUGCCAGCCUUCGGGGGCCACUCCUUCCUGGCCUUCCCCACCCUCCGUGCCUACCACACCCUGCGCCUGGCGCUCGAGUUCCGGGCACUGGAGCCCCAGGGGCUGCUGCUCUACAACGGCAAUGCCCGGGGCAAGGACUUCCUGGGACUGGCGCUGCUGGGAGGCCGUGUGCAGUUCAGGUUCGACACAGGCUCAGGGCCCGCGGUGCUGACCAGCUCCGUGCCCGUGCAGCCCGGCCGGUGGCAUCGCCUGGAGCUGUCUCGGCACUGGCGCCAAGGCACUCUCUCUGUGGACGGUGAGACUCCUGUUCUGGGCCAGAGCCCCAGUGGCACUGACGGUCUCAACCUGGACACUGACCUUUUCGUGGGUGGCGUCCCUGAGGAUCAGGCUUCCACGGUGCUAGAGCGGACCUCUGUCAGCGUCGGUCUCAGGGGCUGUAUCCGCUUGCUGGACGUCAACAAUCAGCGGCUGGAGCUGAGCAGCUGGCCGGAGUCUGCGACUCGAAGCUCCAGAGUGGGCGAGUGUGGGGACCACCCCUGUCUGCCUAACCCCUGCUUCGGAGGGGCCCCGUGCCAGGCCCUGGAGGCGGGCAGGUUCCACUGUCAGUGCCCACCUGGCCACUUUGGCCCGACCUGUGCCGACGAGAAGGACCCUUGUCAGCCGAACCCCUGCCAUGGAGCAGCCCCCUGCCGCGUGUUGCCCCAGGGAGAGGCCAAGUGCGAGUGCCCCCAUGGCCGGGAGGGCAGCCUCUGCCAGACAGUCUCAGAGCCGGAGGACAACCAGCCCUUCCUGGCUGACUUCAGCAGCUUCUCCUACCUGGAACUGAAAGGCCUGCACACCUUUGAGCGGGACCUGGGGGAGAAGAUGGCGCUGGAGGUGGUAUUCCUGGCUCGGAGCCCCAGCGGCCUGCUCCUCUAUAAUGGACAGAAGACAGAUGGCAAGGGCGACUUUGUGUCCCUGGCACUGCACAAUGGCCUCCUGGAGUUCCGCUACGACCUGGGCAAGGGGGCAGCGGUCAUCAGGAGCAAGGAGCCGGUGGCCCUGGGUGCCUGGACCAGGGUCUCCCUGGAGCGAAAUGGACGCAAAGGAGCCAUGCGGGUUGGCGAUGGGCCCCGCGUGCUGGGGGAGUCCCCGGUGCCACACACCGUCCUCAACCUAAAGGAGCCGCUCUUUGUGGGAGGGGCCCCUGACUUCAGCAAGCUGGCCCGAGCAGCCGCCGUGUCCUCUGGCUUUGAUGGAGCCAUCCAGCUGGUCUCCCUGAACGGCCACCAACUGCUGAGCCGUGAGCACGUGGUGCGGGCCGUGGGCGUCUCGUCCUUUGUAGACCACCCUUGUACCCAGGCCGAGGGUCAGCCUUGCCUCCAUGGGGCUUCCUGUCUCCCCCGCGAGGCCUCCUAUGAGUGCCUGUGUCCUGCGGGCUUCUCGGGACUGCACUGUGAGAAGGGCUUGAUUGAGAAGUCAGCUGGGGACCUGGACGCAUUGGCCUUUGAUGGACGGACCUACAUUGAGUACCUCAACGCUGUGACCGAGAGUGAGAAGGCACUCCAGAGCAACCACUUUGAGCUGAGCCUGCGCACUGAGGCCACACAGGGGCUGGUGCUGUGGAGUGGCAAGGCCACAGAGCGGGCUGACUACAUCGCACUGGCCAUCGUGGACGGGCGCCUGCAGCUAGCUUACGACCUGGGCUCCCAGCCCGUGGUGCUGCGCUCCACCGUACCAGUCAACACCAACCGCUGGUUGCGGGUCAGGGCACACAGGAAACAGAGGGAAGGUUCCCUUCAGGUGGGCAACGAGGCCCCUGUGACUGGCUCCUCCCCGCUGGGCGCCACGCAGCUGGACACAGAUGGAGCCCUGUGGCUGGGUGGCCUGGAGAAGCUGCCCAUGGGUCAGGCCCUGCCCAAAGCCUAUGGCACAGGCUUCGUGGGCUGCCUGCGGGACGUGGUGGUGGGCCAGCGCCCGCUGCACCUGCUGGAGGACGCCAUCACCAAGCCAGAGCUUCGGCCCUGCCCCGCCCUGUGAACCACGCUGCAGCCGCUGCCCACCCUGUUGUAAUUAUUUUCUAUUUUUGUAAACUUGUUGCUUUUUUGAUAUGAUUUUCUUGCCUAUGUGACGGCCGGAGGGACUGCUGGCACGGCCUCCCUCCUAACCAGGCAGGCGAGCUGCAGAGACGGACUUGAUGCCGAGGGACUCUCAGGGUCAGGAGGGUAACUCGGCACAUGGAGGACUUGGCUCACUCAGCAGCCUUGGGAUGCGACCCUCUGCCUCAGGACACUGUGUCCUGGCCUCUCAGGCGGUGCCUGCACAGUGUCCACUUGUGCUGGCCCCUGUGUUCUCCAGCCUGUUGGCAGACCUUGCAUAUACACGUUGCCCACAUUCCCUCUGGUGAGGCCUGUCUCUCGCCAGCAAGGCGCUGUGGGGUUUGGAGGGGCCCUUCCUCUGUGUAGGCCUGGGGCCUUUCUGGAUUCCAGCUGAGCCGCCCCUCCUCCCUGCCCGUGCUGGGUAGGGCCAGCCUCACCAGGGCCUGCUGAACCUGGGCCUCAUGUGCCAAUCCUGUGAAAUAAUGUCAUUGUUGGGGCCAUGCUAGCCCCUCCCUACAGCUGUGCCCACCCAUCCCAGGGCACUGGAGAGCAGAGGCCAAGCCCAGGCCUGUUCAGGGCACCCUGGCCCAUGGCUGGCCCUGCCCAUCCACCCAGCCACCCUGGACGUGGCUGUGACCCCUUCCCACUGCCCAAGUCCCCGUGAGGAACCCUGAGAAGGAGCAGGGCCACUUGUGACAUGGUGGACUGCUUGAUUUUGGCCAGCAUCCCCUCUCAAGGAUGCAUGUCCAGGCAUGGCCACCAACCACAGAGUCUUUAUGUAUGGAUUUUAUUUGACACCUGGGGUGGUGGGGCUGUUGUCUUUCUUGUCCUGGCCCGAGGACAGCUGAGGACACCACAUAGAAAACCUUCUGUCUGAUUCUGGGGUGAGGAGUGGUUGUCCUUAUCCAAAAGUGACCAGGAGUAGACUGGGGGUCUUACCAAGGCCAAGGGGCAGGUGCAGGGGUGGCAGAGACGGCUGUGAAGCCAGAAAUGCCUUAAACUGCAAUGUUAGGUCUCAUCUGGUCCCGUCCCCCCAGCCGCCCACACCUCUCGUGGUGGGGGUGGCAACCCCAACCCUCCCACAGCCUCUCUCACAGCCAGGCCUGGGCUUGGUCAGGCUCAGAGGCUGGAGGGGCCUUAUAUGUUCUGUUACUAACUCCAACCUGUGUCUGUGUCAAUCACCGUGAAAUAAAGUCUGAACACUUUCAA
Molecule: messenger RNA, 7598 nt
Organism: Cervus elaphus (red deer)
Lineage: Eukaryota; Metazoa; Chordata; Mammalia; Artiodactyla; Cervidae
Gene: AGRN
Product: agrin
Exons: 35
Coding region: 520-6330 (1936 amino acids)
Biological process (GO): receptor clustering; G protein-coupled acetylcholine receptor signaling pathway
Molecular function (GO): calcium ion binding; laminin binding
Source: RefSeq, a predicted model, not a curated record